AUGGCUCCUCCAGCUUAUUAUCAAGAUAGCUUUGUUGAUCAUGAAUUAUCUAAAAAUUUAGAUUCGACAUUUGCUUUUGAAGGUCCAGAAAAAUUAUUGGAAAUUUGGUUUUGGAAAUCAGAAACUGAUAUCCCUAGUAACUCCAACGGUGAAGGAUUAAGAUCAAUUCCAUUAGAAUCAUGGGUUAAAAUAUUGGAUCUUGUCAAUUGUAAAAUCUUGUCAAUGAAGAGUUGUAAAUUUAUGGAUGCUUAUUUAUUAAGUGAAUCGUCAUUAUUUGUAUUUCCUCAUAAAAUGAUUUUGAAAACUUGUGGAACUACAACUACAUUGGCUUGUUUAAAGGAAUUAUUUCAAACUGUUGCGAAAUGUCUUAACAUGACUAUUGAUAGUAAGGAAGUUUACAAGAUUUUUUAUUCAAGAAGAUCUUUUAUGUUUCCUGAUAAACAAGUCCAUGUGCACAAGGAUUGGAAAAGUGAAGUUUCUUUAUUGAAUGAGUAUUUUAGUUUGGGCAAAUCUUAUGUUGUUGGUAAUUUUGCUAGUGAUGAUCAUUGGUAUCUUUACGUUGGUGGACAAGAAGUGGAGGAAGAUAAUUUGAAGAAGGAGAGUGUAUCCCAUCAACACAAAGUUGUUGAUCAAACUUUUGAGAUUUUAAUGACUGAAUUAGAUCCUCAAUGUGCAAGCAAAUUCAUUUAUUCAAGAAAACCCGGUGAAGAGGCUGAAAAUGAACAAGAUGAUUUAGGUCAUAAUUUAGGUUUUGACACUAUGGUUGAAACUGAAUUGGAUUCCAUUUUCGAACCAACUAACCGCAAUACUCAUUUGCCUUCACCAUCCUUAUCCGACCUUUCUGAAGAUGAAGAUUAUUGUAAAGUGAGAAAUUCCGCUGAGUCUGUUAUUGAUGGAGUUACUGUUACUAAAUCCUCACCUACCGAUUUUGAAUUUGUUCAUGAUGCUUUCGCAUUCACUCCCUGUGGAUACUCUUCGAACUCCAUUUGUUCCAAUGUCAAGGGUGGUUAUUACUACACUUUACACAUCACACCGGAAUCUGGCUGGAGUUAUGCAUCAUUCGAAACUAAUUUUCCCUUUAAUGACACAUACUCAAUCACUCAAAUCCUUUUCAAAAUUUUGAAAAUUUUCCAACCUCGUAAAUUCUCAAUGACUUUAAUUAAUGAAAUCUGUGAGGAUUAUGACUCCAACUAUCAAUCAUUAUUGGGAUCUGAUUUGAUCUUGAAGGAUUUGGGAUAUAAGAAACAUGAAAAAGUGGUUUAUGAUUUGAAAGAUGAGUAUCAUUUGUUGUAUAUGAAUUUUGAAAAAUGCAACUAG
Molecule: messenger RNA, 1317 nt
Organism: Lodderomyces orthopsilosis Co 90-125
Lineage: Eukaryota; Fungi; Ascomycota; Pichiomycetes; Serinales; Debaryomycetaceae
Gene: SPE2
Product: adenosylmethionine decarboxylase
Exons: 1
Coding region: 1-1317 (438 amino acids)
Biological process (GO): spermidine biosynthetic process; spermine biosynthetic process
Cellular component (GO): cytosol
Molecular function (GO): adenosylmethionine decarboxylase activity
Source: RefSeq, a predicted model, not a curated record